UCGAUUUACUGCUCGAAUGCAAAGCAAACGUUCAUCAAAGAGCUGUCGGAGAUUUCUUUAUACCGAAAAAAUACGACAUUACAAAAAAGAUGCCACAGUUUAAUGAGUCACAAUAUUUUGGUGAAUAUCCACUCUCAUGGGCGGCGAGUAUUGAUAACAAGAGAAUUUACAAUACGUUAAUCAGUUAUGGAGCCGACCCUAACUUAGUGGACACUUUCGGGAAUAUGGUUUUACAUGUGAUCGUUGCCCGGGAAAAAUUGAAUAUUUUUGGUUUUGCGUUAAAACAUUCCGAGAAACCGGCUGUUAAUGAUAUGACCAAUAAUUAUGGGUUAACGCCAUUGGCUUUGGCGUGUGUUUUAGGAAAAUCUAUUAUAUUU
Molecule: messenger RNA, 377 nt
Organism: Medioppia subpectinata
Lineage: Eukaryota; Metazoa; Arthropoda; Arachnida; Sarcoptiformes; Oppiidae
Source: the annotation of a GenBank genome assembly